ACAUUUUUACAUUAUAUCUUAUACGCAUAUAUACAUAAAUACAUUCAAGUAUAUAUUAAUACUUCUUUAUACAAGAAAACAAAAUACAAAUAUAUUCGAAUAUACACAUAUACACACACGAAUACAGUGAGUUGGAUCGUAUUUUUUCUCGAAAGAAGUACUAUAAAAAAUUUGUAAUAUGGGACGUUGGAUCAAGCCAGAUGUUUAUCCACUAAUCGCAGCAAUGUCAUUUGUUACUGGUAUGUGCGUAUUUCAGCUGACAAGAAAUGUUCUUCUAAAUCCUGAUGUCAGAAUCAAUAAAGCAAAUAGAGCAACAGCAGUGCUAGAGAACCAUGAGGAAGGAGAAAGAUAUGCCGAGCAUGGUUUUCGCAAGUUCUUAAGGACUCGUCCUCCUCAAGUUAUGCCAACAAUCAACAAGUUCUUCUCAAACAAUGAAAAAGAUUAAAUAAAUCAUAAAUUAAGUAAUUAAGAUCAAUGGUUAAAAUAAAAUAAACAUCAUAUAUAUAUAUAUAUAUAUAUAUGUUUUCUUGAGCUUUGGGACAUCAGAUUUUUGUUUGUAAACAUUGAACUUGUAGGUAAUCAAUUCGAUACUGUGAAUUUUGUAUAAUUUAAUAUAUAUAAUAAUAUGAUUUAUUUGUUUUUCCUAUUUAAUACGUCUC
Messenger RNA from Amaranthus tricolor (Joseph's coat), 659 nucleotides. RefSeq lists its product as uncharacterized. Lineage: Eukaryota; Viridiplantae; Streptophyta; Magnoliopsida; Caryophyllales; Amaranthaceae. Bases 179 to 445 code for a protein of 88 amino acids. The transcript has 3 exons. The record is from RefSeq and is a predicted model, not a curated record.